AUGACGCAUGAAAACUCGAGCUAUACCUCUCUUGGGCUACCCCAGUACCAUGUUCCUGGAGGUGUCGAUGGCGCAUGGCCACACCAGCCGUCGUUCCCAUCACCCGGAGCGCCUAACGACGCAAAUGAGCCUCUGGACAUCCAGUUCAGCAGGCCAUUCUUCAGUGGACCACAACCCAGUCUUCCUCGUCGCAGAAGCAGAUACUUUCGCUCUCAUGGAUCCGUCGGCCGGCCUGUUUCGAUCCCCACCGUGCCCACACCGAGCAGCAGCAUGGAUCCCCUUCAGAGAUGGCGAGACAGCCCUCCGGAAACUGAACCGGCAUCUCUCUCAGCCAUCGCCGACGCCUUGCAGAGGAGUCCGGUACAGCAAGACACUAGAUCGAGAAGUUUAGGAAGAACGCCCGCCUCGAGUGUCAGCCUCAACAGUUGGACGACUUGUUCGUCGAGUUCAGUCUCGUCAAGCAGGUCUUCGAAAUCCAACAGCUUCCUGGGCCCGGUAUCGUCCUCCAUAGGGAGAGUCAGGAAGACUCGCAGAAACAAACCAGGCGCAAAUGACCUGCGGAGGUUUCCGUGUACAUUCUGUUGCGAUGCCUUCAAAACCAAGUACGAUUGGACUCGUCACGAAAAGUCACUUCAUUUAGACCUCGACCAGUGGGUUUGCGCCCCAGAUGGAGGGUCGAUUGUGCUCCCCACGACCGGAAGAAACCACUGCGCCUAUUGCAACAUGCUGGAUCCAACGGAUGAUCAUCUUGGCAGCCACAACCACCAUGCUUGCCAUGCUGGCCAGGAACCGCGAGCUUUUCGUCGAAAGGAUCACCUUGUCCAACAUCUCCGCGUCUUUCACCGGCUUGAGGCUCUGCCUAUUAUUGAUCACUGGAAGAUUGAACCCCCUGCAAUUGUCUCGAGAUGUGGAUUUUGUGACGAGAAGCUAACAACGUGGCAAAUUCGUGCCGAUCAUCUCUCAGACCAUUUCCGAAAGGGCCUGACCAUGAGGGAUUGGAAAGGAGGAAACGGAUUUGAUCCAUUUGUGGCCGCUCAGGUCAGGAACGCAAUACCGCCAUACACCUUGGCAGCCGAAGCCAAGACGCUGGUCCCGUUUUCUGCCACAGACCCGAGAACAACGGAUCAUUUGUCUCAAAUCUUGGAGAAGCAUGCAUUGACUAAUGCCAGUCAAUCAGAAGAUGCGGAAGGGGAAAGUGCAGGACUACCCCUUCUAGAAUUAAGUCCAACAACCUACGCCAGUUUUCUGGCCUUGCACCUCGGACGGUUUGCUCAGCGGAACAUCUCGCAGGGCAUCUUCCCAGACGAUCAAAUGUUUCAGGACGAAGCCAGGAGACUGGUUUAUGGAAGUGCAGAUGGCUGGGAACAUACAAUUGCGGACAAUAACGAAUGGAUGUCUGCUUUUCGGACGCAACAUGAAAUACCAGAAUGA
Molecule: messenger RNA, 1431 nt
Organism: Ilyonectria robusta
Lineage: Eukaryota; Fungi; Ascomycota; Sordariomycetes; Hypocreales; Nectriaceae
Exons: 1
Coding region: 1-1431 (476 amino acids)
Source: RefSeq, a predicted model, not a curated record